AUGCGGUCGCUUCUUUCACUCUGCUUGCUCUUCCUGGCUGCCACUGUGCACGCUGUUAGUGUCGCCGGCAGUCGGCUCCUGGCGAUCCUGGACGACGUUUCUGAGAAGGAGGGCUACUCCAAGUUUCUGGGAGAUCUAGAAAGCCGGGGAUUCAGCAUCACCUACGAGACGCCCAAGAGCGAGUCUCUGAAGCUGUUCAAGCUCGGCGAGCGAGAGUAUGACCAUCUUCUUCUCUUUCCCUCCAAGGUUAAGGGUCUCGGCCCCAACCUGACUCCCAACAUCCUCGUCCAGUUCAUCAACGCCAAGGGCAACAUCCUGCUUGCCCUCUCCUCCAACGCGACCGUCCCUACCUCAAUCGUGAGCCUCCUAGCCGAGAUCGACAUCGCCCUCCCCGCAGACCGCACCGGCCUCGUGGUCGACCACUUCAACUACGACACAAUCAGCGCCGCCGAGCAGCACGAUGUCCUCGCUAUCCCCGCCCCCAAGUCGUCGCGCGCCGGCGUGAAGGACUUCUUCUAUGAGGACGGCCAGGUCAUUGCCUUUCCUAGCGGCGUCGGCCACGUGCUCGGCUCUGGACCGCUCCUCACCCCGAUCUUGCGCGCCCCCAAGACGGCCUACAGCUAUAACCCCAAGGAACAGGCCGUGGUAGUCGAUGCCAACGAGCUCUUUGCUGCCGGUGAGCAGCUCGGCCUCGUGUCCGCCUUCCAGGCGCGCAACAGCGCCCGCUUCACCGUCGUUGGAUCCGCCGAGUUGCUGAGCGACAAGUGGUUCGACGCCAAGAUCAAGUCGGCGGCCACGGGCAAGGAGGUCGUGACGUGGAACCGUGAGUUCGCCAAGAGGAUUGCGGGCUGGACUUUCCACGAGAUUGGUGUCCUGAGGGUGAACGAUAUUGAGCACCACCUCAACGAGGCUGCCAACGAGACCAACCCCGAGAUCUACCGCGUCAAGAACGAUGUGACCUACACCAUUUCCCUUUCCGAAUACUCUUGGGACAAGUGGACACCCUUCACUGUACCGAAGGACGACGCUCUCCAACUCGAGUUCAGCAUGCUUUCCCCCUUCCACCGCCUCCCGCUCUCGCCCAAGGCCAGCACCGCUGACGCCUCCACUUACACCGCCUCCUUCGUCCUCCCCGACCAGCACGGUAUCUUCAACUUCAAGAUCAAUUACAAGCGCCCCUUCUUGACCAACGUCGAGGAGAAGAACACAGUUUCUGUCCGCCACAUGGCCCACGACGAGUGGCCCCGCUCCUAUGUCAUUUCCGGUGCGUGGCCUUGGUUGACUGGCAUCUUCGCCACCGUCACCGGCUUCGUUCUCUUCUCGGCCAUGUGGAUGUACAGCGCGCCCACAAGCACCGCGACUGCGACCAAAAAGACACAGUAA
Messenger RNA from Colletotrichum graminicola M1.001, 1383 nucleotides. Its product is annotated as dolichyl-diphosphooligosaccharide-protein glycosyltransferase 48kD subunit. The transcript has 4 exons. The record is from RefSeq and is a predicted model, not a curated record. Bases 1 to 1383 code for a protein of 460 amino acids. Lineage: Eukaryota; Fungi; Ascomycota; Sordariomycetes; Glomerellales; Glomerellaceae. Gene Ontology annotation, cellular component: endoplasmic reticulum membrane; oligosaccharyltransferase complex.